Molecule: messenger RNA, 3171 nt
Organism: Centrocercus urophasianus (Greater sage-grouse)
Lineage: Eukaryota; Metazoa; Chordata; Aves; Galliformes; Phasianidae
Gene: KLHL2
Product: kelch like family member 2
Exons: 13
Coding region: 640-2097 (485 amino acids)
Molecular function (GO): protein binding
Source: RefSeq, a predicted model, not a curated record
AUGGCUGGACCCUAAGGAUACUUAUUGAUUAUAUUUACACUGCUGAAAUUCAAGUUACAGAAGAAAACGUGCAGACACGUCUUCCUCCAUUCUCAGCUGCGUGUUAUUUCUUGUCCUGUUGCUGUGCAGCUUCAAGGGCAGUCUGACCCUGUCCUCCCAUCAGAUAGCUGCAGACAGCAGUGAGCAAGGUCGUGCUCUCCCCCUCGCCUCUUUCACGGCUGGGCAGAAUUCACUGUGCUUGCGUUGUGUGAAGUGGUGCCAACUUGUGUUUGUGACCUCGGUUGGAAUGAGGGGCUGCGUGGAGUGAAAUACAGCGCUGAAUAUCUUCAAGUGGAAAUAAUGUGAAGCUUUUCAGAUGCGAUGAUCUCCCUUGUCUGUUGUGUCUUCACAAUGUUAUAGAAUGCUGCUAGUUCAGUACUGACUGUGUUGCUUUUGAUAGUCCAUAUGAACAGGGUUUAACAUUUAAUGUCAGGUUUAUUGAUACAAAGAUACUUGCUGCUGCUUAGUUCUGUGUUUGGAUUUAGGAGACAGCAGUAUGCUGAAAUCACAGCACAAGCGCAGUGUUGCAAUUGCAGUGCAUGCUUAAAUCACCAUAAAAUGUGAUUCCCAUCACUGAGUCUCCAUGUGCUCAUCAACAGCAUGAUGGACAUCCCAUGUCACCAGGUGCUGCUUCCAGCAGCUGGUCUCUUGCAACUGCAGGAUGUGAAAAGGACUUGCUGUGAAUUUUUGGAAUCCCAGCUUCAUCCUAUCAACUGCUUGGGAAUUCGUGCUUUUGCUGACAUGCACGCGUGCACGGAUCUCUUGAACAAGGCCAACACAUAUGCAGAACAGCACUUUUCUGACGUUGUGCUUAGUGAAGAAUACCUCAAUCUUGGUGUAGAACAGGUGUGCAGUCUGAUAUCCAGUGACAAACUUACAAUUGCCUCAGAAGAGAAGGUAUUUGAAGCGGUGAUAGCAUGGGUAAACCAUGACAAAGAUGUAAGGCAGGAGCUAAUGGCACGCCUGAUGGAGCAUGUCCGGCUGCCUUUGCUUUCCCGGGAGUAUUUAGUUCAGAGAGUUGAAGAGGAAAUACUGGUUAAGAACAGCAGUGCUUGUAAGGAUUACCUCAUUGAAGCUAUGAAGUAUCACUUGCUGCCUACCGAGCAACGAGCUCUGAUGAAAAGCACUCGAACGAAACUGCGAACACCUGCCAGCCUUCCAAAAUUGAUGAUGGUAGUUGGAGGACAGGCACCAAAGGCAAUUCGCAGUGUUGAAUGCUAUGAUUUUAAAGAGGAACGCUGGCAUCAGGUGGCUGAGUUGCCUUCCAGAAGAUGUAGAGCAGGAAUGGUGUACAUGGGAGGCAUGGUUUAUGCUGUUGGUGGUUUCAAUGGUUCAUUAAGAGUUCGCACAGUAGAUUCCUAUGAUCCGGUGAAGGACCAGUGGACCAGUGUUGCUAAUAUGCAAGACAGGAGAAGCACACUGGGAGCAGCUGUAUUAAAUGGACUUCUCUAUGCUGUGGGAGGAUUUGAUGGGAGUACAGGUUUAUCAUCAGUUGAAGUUUACAACUUAAAGACUAAUGAGUGGUUUCAUGUAGCUCCAAUGAACACAAGAAGAAGUAGUGUUGGAGUGGGUGUUGUUGGAGAAAUGCACAGGUUUUUCUCGCUUACCUUCACAGGUAAACUGUAUGCAGUUGGUGGCUAUGAUGGGGCAUCACGUCAGUGCCUUAGUUCAGUCGAAUGCUACGAUGCCAAUACAAAUGAGUGGAGCUACGUGGCAGAAAUGAGCACUAGGCGGAGCGGAGCAGGUGUUGGUGUGUUAAACAAUUUACUGUAUGCGGUGGGUGGUCAUGAUGGUCCUUUGGUAAGAAAAAGUGUGGAAGUGUUCAACCCUGUCACCUGUACGUGGAAGCAGGUUGCAGAUAUGAACAUGUGCAGAAGGAACGCAGGUGUUUGUGCUGUAAAUGGGCUCUUGUAUGUAGUUGGAGGAGAUGAUGGCUCCUGUAAUUUAUCAACAGUGGAAUAUUAUAAUCCAACAACUGAUAAAUGGACAGUUGUGUCAUCUUGUAUGAGUACAGGAAGGAGCUAUGCAGGUGUUACAGUUAUUGACAAACCGUUAUGAUCGACGAGGGGAUUUUCAAUUUGAUUAUGCACUAGAAGCAGUCUUCAAGUGUAUUUGAAGUGACUGAGUACCUGAGCACUUCUCUACUUGUAGCUGCGCCUUGAGUCACAGUGGAAGAUGUGGCUGUGUACAAUUAGAGAUGAUGGAUGAUGAAGAUUACUCUAGGCAGAAGCAAUGCGUGGGACUGCUCUGCGGCUGAACAGGGGCAGUGUAGUAGGACCGUUUCUUUUUAUACUGCAAGAUCUUCAAACACAGAAGCCACUUUCAUGAGGACAGACUUAUGUCAGUUGUGACUGAGAAACAGAUUGUCAGUGGAGAAUGGUGUGUAUUCUGGUGGAAGUAAAUUUGUCUUAUUUUUUCCAGAGACUAAUAAUCAUAUUUAAAGAAACGAACCGUCAGUCUACGUAGUAGGUAUGGAAUUCCACCUCAGUAAUUCAAGCUGGCAUGGGGGGAAUCUGUUUCCUUUUAUAUAAAACUUUUGUUACAUAACUAUAAUAUGUGCAUAAUGUAUGUGUGAGCAUAAGUUGCUUUCUAUUGCAACUCUUCAAAACCCCACUUUAUUAUUUAUAAUUUGGCACAGUACUUUGGAUAUGCCCGUACGAUGUUGUACAAGAGAGUUGUAUUUUUUGAUAUUUAACAAUACUUACCACUACUAAUUCCCACAGGAGGAGAUCAGAGAUGGUACAAUGAUUCUUGAACAGGUCUGAUUUCGAGGUCUUUUUAAUAAAAACGUUGUCUGUACUUAAUGUUUUUCUUUUCUGUUCAAUUUUGGUCACGUUUAGAUGUUACUUCUUUCUUACCUUUUUAUGGGAAAGGUGAUUUGGCAUGAAAAUAACUGAAAAUUUAUAAUGAGUGUGUGAAAUUAAGUUGAACUUGCAUGGUACUAAGGUCUCUUAAUGCGUGUAACCUUAGCUUCUGUUAGCUAAUACUGGAUAUGCUGUAUGUGGCCAUGUUCAUAGAGCAGCUCGUUUCUAUUCAUUCCUGGAUCGCCUCCUUUUAACACGACCAAAGUUAUUGUCAUAAUUGAGAUAUUUUCUUCAAAUAAACAGUUUGUAUAUGGUUUCCUAAUGCCAA